Clupea harengus (Atlantic herring) is the source of this 2568-nucleotide messenger RNA. RefSeq lists its product as uncharacterized. Gene Ontology annotation, molecular function: actin filament binding. NCBI's taxonomy places the organism in Eukaryota, Metazoa, Chordata, Actinopteri, Clupeiformes, Clupeidae. Gene Ontology annotation, cellular component: postsynaptic density; cortical actin cytoskeleton; postsynaptic membrane. Gene Ontology annotation, biological process: neuron projection morphogenesis; positive regulation of dendritic spine morphogenesis; regulation of actin filament polymerization. The record is from RefSeq and is a predicted model, not a curated record.
UUUAUUCAUAUACUGAACGAAAUGGAUAACUGUAGAAACACCAUACAAUCGUGUGAGGUGUUCUGUGUGAGUUUUCCUGUAAGCGCCAGAUGGAUUUGCGUAACUGCGACUUUUUCCCUUGACGGGAGGUGGGGCUUUUGGCGAAAGAUUACAUUUCCAAAGUUUUCCCGUCUCACCGUUAAAUUCUGGUGCAGAAGAAAACGCUAUGUGGUGCCUGCCAACCAGAACGAGAGCCGUCCCUAGCAGUAACUAAGUGUACUCAGUUUGCAAACCAUAGCUAUUAUUUUUGGGAUAUUUCGGAUUUAGGUUUGCCUCUUGACUUGAAACAUCUGAGGUAGCCUGGCAUUGUUAAGGGAGGAUUUGAUCACAAUGAAAGGAGUAAACUUGGAUACCUACAAUCUCUCCUUGCUGACUGCAAAGGAGGACAUUCUGAAUCCCCGAGCCUCUACCAACUGGGCACUGUUCACUUACGAUGGCGUCACCAACAACCUCAAACUCGCUGACUCUGGAGCUGGUGGUGUGGUGGAGUUGGCUGGGAAGUUCCACGCGAGCAGGCCGAUGUAUGGGCUGUGUCGGGUGGGAUCCACAGAGACGAGUCAACCCUGCGUGGUCAUGAUCUGCUGGGUUGGUCAGAAUGUAGAUGAAUACCGCCGAACGGAAUGUGCCAGCCAUAUUCCAGCAAUCAAGAACUUUUUCAAGGAGGCUCACACGUUUGUCACGGCAUCAAACGCUGAGGACGUGACAGAGGAGAAAUUGGGUGCUGCCGUUGCCAAGGUGCGGCCACCUGCACAGCCCCAGAGGAGGAGCUCCGUGCCAGUGGACAAGGAGGAGAUGGUGGGCACAAACUACAGGAAAACUAACGCUGCCAUGGAGAUGAGAAGAAUCAACAGGGACUCUUUCUGGGCACAUGCAGAGCGCGAGGAGGAAGAGAGAAAAGAAGAUGAUCGAAAGAGAGCAGGCGAAGAGAGGAGACGCCGGGAGAGAGAGAGGAUACAGAAGGAGAGGAAGGAGGCAGAAGAGAGGGACAGGAAGAUGAACGAGAAGCUGCAGAUGAUUGAGGAACAAAGGAGGCAGCAGGCCUUGAUUGAUGAGGAGAAGAGAAAGAAGGAGAAAGUUACAUGGAACAAGCAACAGAGAGAGCAUGAAGAAGAGCUCAGAGAACGAUUCAGACGCAGUGAGUCCAUAGAGAAAGCAGCGGAGGCAGCAGCACUGGUGUCUCAGCGGUCCACCAACCCCAGAGAGUUCUUCAGACAGCUGUCCUCCUCCUCUCAGUCCCCUGCCAGCCCCCUGUCCCCACACACAGGGAAGCCCCCGUUCCGGCGCUACAGACGCAGCCUCACAGACACGGCCUUUAUCUUCCACAAGUCUGACGGGGGCCCCACAUCCCCUCUGAGCCCCAGAAACACCUCCCCCUCUCCCUUCACCCCCACCUCCCCUCCGCCCUACUCCGGCUUCUCACAGCCAUCCCACGCUCCCUUGCACUCUCCGCCUGCGUCGCCUGCGCGCUCUACCCCCCCAGUGGCUCUUUUACCCAGCAUGCCUCCCUCCAGACCCCUGCCGCCACCCGCUCUGUCACCAGUCCCAGCCCAGACCCAGGCAACCUCCUCCUUCUCCUCCCCCUCCUCCCCCUCCCCUUCCUCACCAGGUCUGCAGGCCAGCCUGGUCCAGCCAUACAGCUCUCCUCCUGGUUCUCCACCAGGUGGCGCCACUGCUGAGCCACUGCCUGAGAGCCCAGAACACUCAGAGGACUUGAGCUCUGCCACACAUUACCCGAGCAGCCUCGGGCCUGAGGAAGGCCUCUGUGUCCGGGCGGUUCUAGUGGUGGAGGAAGAGGAGGAGGAGGAGGAGGAGGAGGAGGAAGAGGCACAGAGAGAACAGGAGGGAGCGCAGACGGGUGAGGAGGAGUCCCUUCCCAUCCUCAAGGCCCCCACAGUGUCUGCUGAACUAGAACUAGAACCGGAACCAGAACCGAUAGAAAUAAAAGAGAGUCUGACCGAGGAGCAACAGCACCGAGGAGAACCAGAGGUACCGACUGAGGAGGAUGAGGAAGAAGAGAAGACAAAGGUGGAGGAGCAGGAGGUGUUUGUGGAGCCCGGCGAGGAGGAGGAAGAGAGUGAGGAGAAUGUGGACACAGGCGAAGAGGCCCUGGAGCAGUGUGAUAACUUGCUGGUGGAGCAGAGCAGGACUCUGCUGAAUGGAACAGAAAAAGAGUACAUGCAUAUGACAGGGAUGGACCCAGAUGCAACAAUUAUGCAUGGUGGGAUUCUGGAGGAACAGGGGAAGGAGAUAUCAGAAAAUGGAGAUGAGGGAUCACCAGAAAGUCAGCUGUGUGUACGAGCUCUCUAUGACUAUGAGGCAGAGGAUGAAUCGGAGCUUUCUUUCGCACCGGGAGACAUCAUCAGCGAUGUGGAGACCGUGGACAAAGGCUGGUGGAGGGGCUUCAGCAAAGAUGGCCGCCAGGGGCUCUUCCCUGCCAACUACGUAGAAACCAUUUAAAACAACACACACACACACACACACACACACACACACACACACACACACACACACACACACACACACACACAC